Closterium sp. Naga37s-1 is the source of this 2619-nucleotide messenger RNA. The record is from the annotation of a GenBank genome assembly. Lineage: Eukaryota; Viridiplantae; Streptophyta; Zygnematophyceae; Desmidiales; Closteriaceae.
AUGGAGGGGGAAGAAGACAGCUCACGCGCUAUUCCUGGGGCUUCGCUUGGAGGCCUCCCGACACCGGCCUCCAGGGCCAGUUUUCGCUUGGGGAGCGUCUUCAAUGGGCAGGAAAUUGGGUGGGACGAUGCAAUCGCGACGAGGAGGCGUGAAGAGGUGCGGGAAUGGGAGUCUCAAGGACCUGGCCCAGUGACGGAGGAGCAAGGAACACGGGGAAAGGAGAAGGACCCGGAUUGGAGGCCGGCUCCGUGGGAGGCGGCCGACACGAGUGGAGGAUCGGGUGAUGAGGGUUGGGGAGGGAGAGGAGGGCGCCAGGCUGGUGGCAGUGGCGCGCGUGGCAGCGGUGCAGCAGCAAAGAGGCCACGCACGAGUGGGCCUGUGGGGUCGGGAGCUGGAGGGGCCGGGCCGGCGUCGAAUGCGCAGCCGCAGGGGGCAGCCGCGGGUGGUUCUGAUGGGUCGGGCGCAGCAGGGGCAGGUACCUCCGCCGCUGCGGCAGGUGGUGCACCUUUGGGUGGGUCUGCGGGGGCUGGAGCUGCUGCUGUGAUUGCAAGCCAGAGGUCCGACAGGGCGGGCAGGACCCCUACCGACGAGGAGCUGGACCCAUGGACUGAGGAGGUGCUUAGGAAUGCAGAACCCGGGCUGGUUCGUGGCAUGUUCAGUGAGAAGGAUGUGAAAGAAGCUAGGAAUUGCAAGAUUUGCAAGAAGAAGAUUAGCUGGAAAGGUAGUUGCACGAGCACGGGGAAGAGACACCUCAAGAGGAGCCACUACCCCAGUCUGCAGAUCUGGUGUCGGCGUUUCAAGGAUCCAAACAAGCCAGACAACCUGACGUUUCCCGAUGGGGGAUGGGGUCCGGAUGUCCCCGACCAGACAGCGUGGCCUUGGGAGCAUGCAGCCACGUGGCCCAGGAUUGUACAGACACCAGACAGCGCAGUGACUGGCGGAGCCGAGGCUGGUGGGAGUAGGCAGAUGAGCAUGGCCGCAUUCGUCACGCCGCGUGUUCAUGGCCAGCAGCUGCGCGAGGGAUUGGUGCAGCUAUUUGCGGCAGCUGACCUUCCGUUUCGACUUGUUGAGUGUCUCGAGUUCAAAGCAUUUGUCCAGAUGCUGAACCCGGGAGCUGCGCUACUGCUCGGCUCACGCCAUCGCUUGGCACGGGACAUGCAGGCAUACGGGGAGGCUGCUAGGGAGGACAUGCGGCAGCUACUGGUGGGUGAUGGCCUGGCGGGAAGGAUGUCCCUCACCUUUGACAUCUGGACCGGUGAGAACAACGUGGCCUUCAUGGGGGUGACUGCCCACUAUGUCACCAGCGAUUUCCAGCUGAAACAGGCUGUUAUAGACUUCAGGGAGCUUAAGGGCUCUCAUACGGGGGACUUGAUAGCCGAUGAGCUGGAGGAGGUGUUGAGGGAGUGGGGCUUGGAGAAGAUGCUGUUCGCCGUGACGUGUGACAACGCCGAGAACAACAGCAGGGCGAUGCGUCUGCUGGCCGGUGUACCUGACGCCAGGCCGGGCUCACGGCCCAGGCACCCACCACUGCUCAGUCGCUGGAGGCACUUCAGGUGCGUGGCGCACGUCGUCAACCUUGCAGUGCAAGCUGCACUGAAGGUUGACGAGGUGGCCGAGCCACUCAAGAGGCUGCGAGACGUGGCGAACUACAUCGGCUGGUCCACACUGCGCACAGAUCGUUUCUUCGAGCUCCAGAAGGGAUACGCGGCGACCCGGCCCCAGGGUCCUCCGGGUUCUCGGCGACCAUCGGGUCCGUUGCGUUUGAUCGUGGACUGCCUGACGAGAUGGGGUUCUACACUCCACAUGGUGAACAGGGGCUUCGAGCUGCGCAUGCCCAUUGCCAUGUUUUUCGACGAUUCAGAUGUACAUAUGUCCCACCAUCCCAUGCUAGUCCCAUCAUCCCAUGCAUGUGCCACCAUCACAUGCAUGUGCCACCAUCCCAUGCAUGUCCCAUCAUCCCAUGCAUGUGCCACCAGCCCAUGCAUGUGCCACCAUCCCAUGCAUGUGCCACCAUCCCAUGCAUGUGCCACCAUCCCAUGCAUGUGCCACCAUCCCAUGCAUGUGCCACCAUCCCAUGCAUGUGCCACCAUCCCAUGCAUGUGCCACCAUCCCAUGCAUGUGCCACCAUCCCAUGCAUGUGCCACCAUCCCAUGCAUGUGCCACCAUCCCAUGCAUGUGCCACCAUCCCAUGCAUGUGCCACCAUCCCAUGCAUGUGCCACCAUCCCAUGCAUGUGCCACCAUCCCAUGCAUGUGCCACCAUCCCAUGCAUGUGCCACCAUCCCAUGCUGUGCCUCCAUCUUUACAACCCAUGUGACCCAUACCAGUCAUCCAUCAGCAAGGAGACUAAGAAGGCGUGGGACGCCAUCAGGUUGACGGAUGCGCACUGGGACGACCUCGCCGAGCUCCGAGACUUCCUCACCCCAUUCGAGCAAGUCACCCUCUUCGCCGAGGGUUCCCUGUACCCUACCCUCUCAGCCGUUGUACCGCAGUACAACGCGCUGAUUGAUCUGCAGGAGAAGGCACAGCUCACUCCUGGCAUCUCCCCUCUGCGCUCAUCGCUGAUCACUGCUGCUCUGAGCAAGCUGGGAGACACUGAACGGCUUGAGGGCGAUGGCUAA